CCCUACUUGGAAAACCUAUAUGUAAAGCGAAAUUUCAUCUGAGGGUGUUUGGUUGCACGUUUCACUUCACCUCUCUCUCUCUCUCUCUCUCUCCCUCUCCCUCUCCCUCUCCUCCUCCACUUUCUCUUGUUUCGUACUUUACUCUUCCAGGUCCUGACUGAUGGAAAGGGUGCAAAGGAAAAUAUUAAUUAAUAAAUUUAAUCUUAUCCUACUGGCUUGAGAAACGCUGCAAAGCGGAUAUCUGGCAACUUGUUGAUUUGAACACAGGUAAGAAGCCAAGGACAUAGGAACAAUCACUGAAUGGGAAUGAGAGCAUUUGUGGCAUAUCAAAAAGUACUUCAGGCAAGGAAACUUCCUUAGAUGGAGGUUCAUACGCAAAGCAUUAUUCAGACCUAAGUUUGUGGCAGAAAAAAGAGAAAGACAAAGUAGUAGAAAAGAAGGCACAGCGUCCUGCUAAUUGUCAUGAAUCUUUGUCUUCCAGAGAUUACUUUAAUGGAGAAUGCUCUUCUAGAAAAUGAUUCUAAUACAUGGCCUAAAGGAGAUGUUAGCUUAAAGUUGGAUUUGGAAAUGACCCAAUGUAAUGCAGAGGAAAAGAAAAAGAAAAGGAGAAAGGAAAAGAGAAAGACAGAGAAAAAGAACCAGACGAGUAAUUCGCUGAAAAGGAAAGAUAUAGAUGAUAAUCUUCCCAAUGGCACUUCAAUAAAGGCCAGUCCUGUAAAAGUAGAUUCCAUUCUGCAUCCUUCAGUCAGUACAUGCUUAAGUACAGAUUUAGAAAUCACACAACAUGAUUCAGAAGUGAUUUUAUCUCAGAAUGUAGACAAUGGAAAGAAGAAAAAUAGUAGGCAUAAUGUCUUGACAAGCAAUGAUACUGAUCAAAACUUUCAGAAUGGAGGUUGCCAGCCUGGCUGCUAUUUAACUAAUACUGAGUUCGUUGAAAGAGUGGAUGGAAAUUCUGUUUCGGAAGUUGCAGAGCAGCUGCCUAGUUUCCAACAGUGCUUGGAUGCUAGUUCAACUAAGAAGCAUGACGACCAAGCUCAGGUUGAUACUUCUCUUGACUUGAGUAGUGCUAAACCCAAUCAGAGGAAGAAACAAAAUCGGAGGGAAAAGAGAAAGUUAUCUGAUUCUAGUGUAACCAGUUUAGUAUCCAUCAAGGAGGUUGCUCCCCCCUCAUUACUGGUUGUACAGGAUGCUAGUUCAACUAAGAGGCAUGACGACCAAGCUCAGGUUGAUACUUCUCUUGACUUGAGUAGUGCUAAACCCAAUCAGAGGAAGAAACAAAAUCGGAGGGAAAAGAGAAAGUUAUCUGAUUCUAGUGUAACCAGUUUAGUAUCCAUCAAGGAGGUUGCUCCCCCCUCAUUACUGGUUGUACAGGAUGCUAGUUCAACUAAGAGGCAUGACGACCAAGCUCAGGUUGAUACUUCUCUUGACUUGAGUAGUGCUAAACCCAAUCAGAGGAAGAAACAAAAUCGGAGGGAAAAGAGAAAGUUAUCUGAUUCUAGUGUAACCAGUUUAGUAUCCAUCAAGGAGGUUGCUCCCCCCUCAUUACUGGUUGUACAGGAUGCUAGUUCAACUAAGAGGCAUGACGACCAAGCUCAGGUUGAUACUUCUCUUGACUUGAGUAGUGCUAAACCCAAUCAGAGGAAGAAACAAAAUCGGAGGGAAAAGAGAAAGUUAUCUGAUUCUAGUGUAACCAGUUUAGUAUCCAUCAAGGAGGUUGCUCCCCCCUCAUUACUGGUUGUACAGGAUGCUAGUUCAACUAAGAGGCAUGACGACCAAGCUCAGGUUGAUACUUCUCUUGACUUGAGUAGUGCUAAACCCAAUCAGAGGAAGAAACAAAAUCGGAGGGAAAAGAGAAAGUUAUCUGAUUCUAGUGUAACCAGUUUAGUAUCCAUCAAGGAGGUUGCUCCCCCCUCAUUACUGGUUGUACAGGAUGCUAGUUCAACUAAGAGGCAUGACGACCAAGCUCAGGUUGAUACUUCUCUUGACUUGAGUAGUGCUAAACCCAAUCAGAGGAAGAAACAAAAUCGGAGGGAAAAGAGAAAGUUAUCUGAUUCUAGUGUAACCAGUUUAGUAUCCAUCAAGGAGGUUGCUCCCCCCUCAUUACUGGUUGUACAGGAUGCUAGUUCAACUAAGAGGCAUGACGACCAAGCUCAGGUUGAUACUUCUCUUGACUUGAGUAGUGCUAAACCCAAUCAGAGGAAGAAACAAAAUCGGAGGGAAAAGAGAAAGUUAUCUGAUUCUAGUGUAACCAGUUUAGUAUCCAUCAAGGAGGUUGCUCCCCCCUCAUUACUGGUUGUACAGGAUGCUAGUUCAACUAAGAGGCAUGACGACCAAGCUCAGGUUGAUACUUCUCUUGACUUGAGUAGUGCUAAACCCAAUCAGAGGAAGAAACAAAAUCGGAGGGAAAAGAGAAAGUUAUCUGAUUCUAGUGUAACCAGUUUAGUAUCCAUCAAGGAGGUUGCUCCCCCCUCAUUACUGGUUGUACAGGAUGCUAGUUCAACUAAGAGGCAUGACGACCAAGCUCAGGUUGAUACUUCUCUUGACUUGAGUAGUGCUAAACCCAAUCAGAGGAAGAAACAAAAUCGGAGGGAAAAGAGAAAGUUAUCUGAUUCUAGUGUAACCAGUUUAGUAUCCAUCAAGGAGGUUGCUCCCCCCUCAUUACUGGUUGUACAGGAUGCUAGUUCAACUAAGAGGCAUGACGACCAAGCUCAGGUUGAUACUUCUCUUGACUUGAGUAGUGCUAAACCCAAUCAGAGGAAGAAACAAAAUCGGAGGGAAAAGAGAAAGUUAUCUGAUUCUAGUGUAACCAGUUUAGUAUCCAUCAAGGAGGUUGCUCCCCCCUCAUUACUGGUUGUACAGGAUGCUAGUUCAACUAAGAGGCAUGACGACCAAGCUCAGGUUGAUACUUCUCUUGACUUGAGUAGUGCUAAACCCAAUCAGAGGAAGAAACAAAAUCGGAGGGAAAAGAGAAAGUUAUCUGAUUCUAGUGUAACCAGUUUAGUAUCCAUCAAGGAGGUUGCUCCCCCCUCAUUACUGGUUGUACAGGAUGCUAGUUCAACUAAGAGGCAUGACGACCAAGCUCAGGUUGAUACUUCUCUUGACUUGAGUAGUGCUAAACCCAAUCAGAGGAAGAAACAAAAUCGGAGGGAAAAGAGAAAGUUAUCUGAUUCUAGUGUAACCAGUUUAGUAUCCAUCAAGGAGGUUGCUCCCCCCUCAUUACUGGUUGUACAGGAUGCUAGUUCAACUAAGAGGCAUGACGACCAAGCUCAGGUUGAUACUUCUCUUGACUGA
Molecule: messenger RNA, 3291 nt
Organism: Camellia sinensis
Lineage: Eukaryota; Viridiplantae; Streptophyta; Magnoliopsida; Ericales; Theaceae
Source: RefSeq, a predicted model, not a curated record